Ectocarpus sp. CCAP 1310/34 is the source of this 1742-nucleotide messenger RNA. NCBI's taxonomy places the organism in Eukaryota, Phaeophyceae, Ectocarpales, Ectocarpaceae. The record is from the annotation of a GenBank genome assembly.
CGCUGUUCGGUUAGUUGACCGCGCCGUUGCACAGCAGACGCACCACGUCCGGCGCGUGUGCAGAACAUUAUAACAGCACAGCAGUGCGUUGCCAUCUACCAAGGGAGUUAGGAGAUAGCAGUAGAAGGCGGCGGUCAGGCGAACAAAAGGGGGCACUCGGAAGAACGAACGUGUGUGGGCUCUGUUAUCCCUGUGGAGCGGAACGUGAUCGAGGCGGUUGGAUUCCAAUAUAGGCGCGGACGGCCAGCUGCGGCUUCGGGGAGAGAGCUAUGGACCAGCCAUCGUGGAUGCAAAACACCGGGCAGGCAGCAGCGCCCCCUGGAACCUCUUCGGGCGGCGCUCCCGCUCAACAAAACGCUGGAAGUCGGUCGGGAGACGCGACGGUCGUCCGAUCCGUUUUCCACUUCGUCAACAUCGGUGUGGCGGUGAUGAUGGCGGCCUCGGCAGCCUUCGGGUUGAUCGACUUGAGGAACUUCGAGAACGUGGUGUUGUCGGUCUAUCUCAUGAUAUUCGCCGUGUUGCUCUUUUUGUAUGAGUUCGUGCGAGUAAUGGGAAAUUGCGAGCGGCCCAUGCAGAUCAUGACCAAGAAUUUCGGCUUCUUUUUCGGGGCCAAGGGGCGAGGGCUCUACCUCGUUUUCGUGGGCUUCCUCAAUUUUCCGCUCGAUUUAAACCUGAGCUUUUGGACAGGGGUGGUGACGCUGGGGUGGGGCGUCCUAACGGUGCUGGCCUACAUGAGCCGGCCGGAGUGGUUCGAGGUGCCCAAACCGGCGCAAAGCGCAUCAGUAUGAAGUAGGGAGCCGGAGUGGGGGGGGAGCUGGAGGUGGGAAUCGGUUUUAUUUCUUGUCAAGAGUUUGGGGGGGGGUUGUAUGUAACUGCUGGAGUCGCGUGUAUAGCGCAAGAGCGGAACCUGAGCAGCGGGUGUUCCAGAUGGAGAACAGGCGUGCUAUACGGGGGGGUGCAGGGAGCCCUCUUUUCUCACCUAUUUUUUUUUUCUUUGGCAAAGAGGGGGACUGUGUUUUUGGUCAGCUUGUGUGGCGAACUUUUCAAUCGCCUCCUCAGGUAAACGAACAUGUGGGGCAUAAGAUAGGGCCGCGGAAGACAAGCGCACUAACAGCAAGAAUGUUUGCACGUCGGUGCACGAUAACAGCGCUGGCCUUGACGUUCAGGCUUAUUCAGCCUCUGGCCUAGCGGGCCGGGACAGGUGUUGCUUCCAAAGUGUUUGGUCCUUGUGACUGCGCGAACGGCAACUAUGGUCCGGACAGAUCCAUAGAGCCGCGGGCCACCUUCUAUUCUUCCCCCUCGAGAUUUGCUUUCGGUUGUUUCGCUCUCGUUCCUGUUAAAUAGCGUGACCAGUUUUGAUCCGUUUCCCAAACGAGGAUUUCGUUGGACGGUUGUAAUUUUUUACCGUUCAGGUAAUUUACGAUUCAACUCCACUACAUUUUUAUUUUCGGCAUCGGGAAUGAGGGAAGGGGCAGGAUUGAAGUGUACACCAGUAGGAGAGCUACCGUGGGCGACACAAGUAAUUCAGUGUUGCAGUUCUACCGAAGUGAAGGGUCUCCAUCCGAACCGGCUGCUUUGCGCAGGUGGUCGAUGUUUUUGCAUCAUGCGAAUCUCUGUCAUGCAGGAGCUCGCCAUGUUUUUUCCUGGCUUCCAAAACAGCCCUCUCCAAGCAAUCGCUACCUCACUAUUUAUAUAUAUAAGAUGUCAUGUCUUGAUGCCAUGGCGAAAAAUUACACAAGAGU